AGGCGAUUAGAGCUGCUGGUUCAGCAUGCGGUGCGCUAGCCCCGCUGCCGUGAUGGCAUUUUGUGCUGGGCUUUGGGUCUCGAACCCGGUGCCGGCCCAAGGCCAGCAGGCGUGGGGACGGCCGGAGACUGACUGUGAAGUGUGUAAAGAAUUCUUGAACCGAUUCUAUAACUACUUGAUAGCCAAAGGAGUUCAUUUUUCACUGGACACUAUAGAAAACGAAUUAAUCAGCUUUUGCUUGGAUACCAAAGGAAAAGAAAACCGCCUGUGCUAUUAUCUAGGAGCCACAAAAGAUGCUGCCACCAAAAUCCUAAGUGAAGUCACGCGCCCCAUGAGUGUACAUAUGCCUGCAAUGAAGAUAUGUGAGAAGCUGAAGAAAAUGGACAGCCAGAUCUGUGAGCUGAAAUAUGAAAAGAACUUGGACUUGGCAUCUGUGGACCUGCAGAAAAUGAGAGUGGCAGAACUGAAACAGAUACUGCACAGCUGGGGUGAGGAGUGCAGGGCUUGUGCAGAGAAAACCGACUAUGUGAAUCUAAUCAAAGAACUAGCACCCAAAUACACAGCAGUGCACCCCAAACCUGAACUCUGAU
Molecule: messenger RNA, 590 nt
Organism: Marmota flaviventris (yellow-bellied marmot)
Lineage: Eukaryota; Metazoa; Chordata; Mammalia; Rodentia; Sciuridae
Gene: Cdnf
Product: cerebral dopamine neurotrophic factor
Biological process (GO): dopaminergic neuron differentiation; neuron projection development
Cellular component (GO): endoplasmic reticulum
Source: RefSeq, a predicted model, not a curated record